Anopheles funestus (African malaria mosquito) is the source of this 2164-nucleotide messenger RNA. RefSeq names its product PRKCA-binding protein (gene PICK1). The transcript is spliced from 6 exons. Lineage: Eukaryota; Metazoa; Arthropoda; Insecta; Diptera; Culicidae. Gene Ontology annotation, molecular function: phospholipid binding; protein domain specific binding; protein kinase C binding. Bases 222 to 2033 code for a protein of 603 amino acids. Gene Ontology annotation, biological process: intracellular protein transport; dendritic spine maintenance; regulation of Arp2/3 complex-mediated actin nucleation. Gene Ontology annotation, cellular component: postsynaptic density; neuron projection; synaptic vesicle. The record is from RefSeq and is a predicted model, not a curated record.
UCUAGCCCAAAACAUCCAGUGAACGGUACCGUACAUAAUUACAGUUUCCAUCAUGUUGCAGGACUGCGACUAUGACUACUUCUACGAGGAGGAUAAAAUUGUGUUUCAUUGAUUUCAAACCCACUUCUCCAUGUGCACCGUGUCGGUUCUUAAAGUUUUUGGCGUUUCUAAACUUGUGCCUAUAUCGACGACCGAGUUCCGAACGUAGUUAAAGCGCAGCAAUGGAUUCCAGCAAGGAUAUUGAACCGUGGAGUGAAGAGACAACGGCACUGUUAAUGUUUGACCAGGAUGAUGAACAGGACAAUACCGCUCACAAACAAUUCCGUCCCAAAAAAACGAUCUUGGUGGAUGAGGAAUCACCAAGUCACGAUGACCAAGACACUGCUCUUAUUGCCAUCGGUUCACCCGGACCUGGAUCUAGGCUUAUUCGUGCGGAACGACGCAAGGAAUCGAAAAAGCCUGCGAACGAAAACGGUGAAACCAAAUCUGGGGAGGAAUCCAGCGGAAAACGCAUGGAUGAGAUUGCAUUCGUGUCGAAUGAUGAUCUUCCGGAUCCGGUGCUGUACGCGGACGGUUGUGUAGACGAUAAUAAGAUCAUAAUGCUAUGCCAGCGCCAGGAGAUGGAGCGCCUGGGCAUGACAGUGAGUUCUGGUACGGUGGUGAUCAAAAAGGAUACCAGCAACUUGAUCGGCAUUAGCAUCGGAGGUGGUGCACCACUGUGUCCAUGCUUGUACAUCGUUCAGGUUUUCGAUGGCACACCUGCGGCCCGUGAAGGAACGCUUCAAAGUGGCGAUGAGCUGCUGGGUGUAAAUGGCGUUUCUGUGAAGGGCAAAACUAAAGUGGAGGUUGCCAAAAUGAUCCAAUCGGCCACCGAGGAGGUUAUGAUACACUACAACAAGCUGCACGCGGAUCCGACUCAGGGAGAAACGCUCGAUAUUGUGCUGAAGAAGAUGAAGCAUCGGCUGGUGGAGCGGAUGUCCAGCAGUACGGCCGACACACUGGGACUUUCCAGGGCCAUCCUUUGCAAUGAUUCAUUGGUAAAACGUUUGCAGGAAUUGGAACGUACGGAAACCAUGUACAAGGGGUUAGUGGAUCACGCUAGAAGGAUGCUUAAGGCACACUUUGAUGUGCUGCAGACGUACCAGGCGUUCGGCAACAUGUUUGCCUCGAUUAGUGUCCGAGAGCCGCAACCGCGUGCAUCGGAAGCGUUCCGUAUUUUCGGCGAGCUGCAUCGAAACAUGGAGAAGGAUGGCAUCAAGAUGAUCAAAUCGCUAAAGCCGAUACUGGCCGAUAUGGGCACUUAUCUGCAUAAGGCCAUCCCGGACACGAAGCUUACCGUUAAGCGGUAUGCGGAUGCAAAGUUUAGCUAUCUCUCCUACUGUCUCAAGAUAAAAGAAAUGGAUGACGAAGAGCAUGGUUAUGCCGCAAUCCAAGAGCCACUGUACCGUGUGGAGACGGGCAACUACGAAUAUCGGCUAAUUCUACGCUGUCGGCAGGAUGCUCGAUUAAAGUUCGCCAAGCUACGCAGCGACGUGUUGGAGAAGAUCGAGCUGCUGGAGUGUAAACAUGCCCGCGAUUUGGCGGGUCAGCUUCGCAAGUUUAUCGAGGGGUUGGCUACCUUGGCGUCAGAAACCGUGGAACGAUUGGAAAGCAUUCCGAAUCUAUUUCCCAUCGAGGUGGAUCUGAAGGCGAGCGCGUUUCAGUACAAAUCGGCCAUCAAGUUUCAGGCGGAAGAGUACACAGAUGAGGAUGUACCGCAAGCGGAAGAAGCUAUCGAACAGCUGGAAACAACAAAAUCAGGUGCGUCGAAUGCAACUGGAGAUUUGGAACAAUCAAAUGGAGCCGAGGAUGGUGGAGAACUAUUAGGAGGUUUUGAGGACAUUGAUCUCAGCAAGGGAUCGUCGGCAGAACCUUCGGAGAAUGAUCUUCUGAACGAGCUGGGACUUGCGGGUAUUGAUCUGUCCGUUGGCAGCAAACCUAUCAGUAGUCACAACCUGAUGGAUGAUCUACUCGUGCCGGAGUUAUACAAGUAAGGGGAAAGAACUGACCAAAGAGGAUUGAUUCUCGGCGAGGAGUAAUGCGUCUACUUACUGUAGAAACGGCGAAACAACUAUUAAUAAUUGUAGUUUUACUCAAAUGAAUAAAACUGUAAUGCAAAUUGUAA